Pseudogymnoascus destructans is the source of this 516-nucleotide messenger RNA. RefSeq lists its product as uncharacterized. The coding region runs from base 1 to 516 and encodes 171 amino acids. The record is from RefSeq and is a predicted model, not a curated record. Gene Ontology annotation, molecular function: RNA polymerase II cis-regulatory region sequence-specific DNA binding; DNA-binding transcription factor activity, RNA polymerase II-specific. Gene Ontology annotation, biological process: mitotic cell cycle; positive regulation of transcription by RNA polymerase II. NCBI's taxonomy places the organism in Eukaryota, Fungi, Ascomycota, Leotiomycetes, Thelebolales, Thelebolaceae. Gene Ontology annotation, cellular component: nucleus. The transcript has a single exon.
AUGACGUCCCACCGACGCAGGCCCUGGUCCCAAGCCGAAGACGCCUACCUCACCCAACUCGUGCAAACCCAAGGACCCCUCAACUGGGUCCGCAUCGCCUCCCUCAUCAGCUCCCGCUCCACCAAACAGUGCCGCGAGCGCUACCACCACAACCUCAAGCCCACCCUGAACCACGAGCCGAUCAGCCCCGAGGAGGGCCUCCUCAUCGAGCGCCUCGUAUCCGAGAUCGGGAAGCGGUGGGCGGAGAUCGCGAGGCGGCUGCAUGGCCGCAGCGAUAACGGCGUCAAGAACUGGUGGAAUGGGAGUAUGAACCGCAGGCGCCGCUCGGUGGUGAGGAGGAGGACGUCGUCGCGCGCGCAGGAGGAUUAUGAGGAGGCGCAGGAGAUGGAGUCGUACUCGCGCCACUCGGGACAUCAUCACCAGCCUCUCACUAUCACUUCGCCUUACUCCUCGGGACGGAGGCACAUCGAUCAGUCUCUUCCUUUUCCAGUGGUAUCUGAAGCCUCACGUGCGUAG